Messenger RNA from Pectinophora gossypiella (pink bollworm), 4992 nucleotides. RefSeq lists its product as uncharacterized. NCBI's taxonomy places the organism in Eukaryota, Metazoa, Arthropoda, Insecta, Lepidoptera, Gelechiidae. Bases 3555 to 4892 code for a protein of 445 amino acids. The transcript is spliced from 2 exons. The record is from RefSeq and is a predicted model, not a curated record.
AAGCGAGCGAGGCUUACAUCCUUCUUGCUUUCUUCUCACUCCGAAGUUUUGCUGUCACGUAAUGUGACCGAGCAUAUCAGUAGUGUAGAUGUUUUAUUUAUGUAUAAGUACCUAUUUCAGAUAACAAACUUGAUAUUAAGAUUUCAUACAUGGUCAUUUAUUCGUAGUCGUUUAUAAAACUUGAUUUCAAUAUUUUUACCUGACUGUACAUUGUACGUGCGUGCGAAAUGAAGACAAAAACAUUAGGUUUUUUUUUUUUUUUUUUAAUUUAUUUAAAUGAAAAACUUAAACGGUAGAUUUACAGAUCAUCCCCGCCAAACUUAUGAAGUUUGAUGGCGAGUAGCGCUCAUAUGUUUAUAUCUUAAUUUACCUACCGACAGUAAUUGUUAAUACAAAUAAUAUAUUACUUACAGCUAUCGAGCAAUACACUUCUUAGUUUUAAUUUUAACAGAUUUUUACUUAACUUAUUAUUUUGUCUUAACAAGCUUAUUUUAUUAAAUAUUUUUGGCACUAAAUAUGACGACAUUCUUUCUCCAUAAUAAUUAUUUGUUUUAGGUUGUAUCAGUCUUUUCUCUCUUACACUUCUUGUAUUGUAUUUAUUUUUAACGGUUACUUUGUACUUUUCGCUAUAGUAAUGCUCUAACCCAAUUAAAUAUUCAACCUUCAUAUCCACAGGCAAAAUUUGACAUACAGGAAAUAACUGAUUAUAAUCUACACUACACACUUUCUUUACUUUUUUGCUUACCAGAAACUUUAUGAGCCUUAUCUGUAUAUUUUUGAUAUCAUUCAAGUAUGUUAUAAAAGUACGGCCAUAUACAAUUAAUCCGUAAGUAAUAAGCGAGUCUGCAAGCGCAUAAUAUACAAUCUUUAGCGUAUGGUUAUUAAGCACUCUUUUUAAUUGGUAGAAUUUUCCAAGCACUGACCUCAGCCUAUUACAAACUUCACUAACAUGCGUUCUCCAAUUAAAGUUUCUGUCUAUCGUUAGGCCUAAAUAUUUGAAAGUUUCUACAUACUCUAGCUUAGCGCAACUACAAUUAUUUUUUUUGUUAUGUAGACAUUGGUACGUGUGACCUAUUAUUAUCUUCAAAUUAUUCCCAUGUGCCGACUUAGCUCGACGGUUAUAUGGCGAGUGUAUAUGCAUGCACUUAGUUUUGGAAAAAUUUAGUAUGAUCCCAUUAUCAUGAGCCCACAUAGUAAUAUUCUCAAAAUCAUUCUGAAUACUCUUUUGAGCUUCUAAAAUAUCUUUUGAUGCAUAAACCAGACACAUAUCAUCUGCAUACAUAUACACUCGACACUGCUGGACGACAUUAGACACACUGUUUACAUGCAUUAUGUAUCCUACCGGCCCAAAAAUAGAUCCAGUUGGUACACCUAGGUCCACCGUAGCCUCAUCACCAGCCACUCCAUUGAUUAAGGUACGUAUUUUUCUGUUGGUUAGAUAACUUUUGAACCACAGGUUUGUUGGGCCUCGUAUUCCACAUUCAUCCAUCGCUUGGAGUAAGAUAUCGUGAUCUAGAGUAUCGAAAGCCUUUUUAUAGUCAAUAAAUAGUGCUAUAAGCUGCUUACCAUCGUUAAGGCAUUCGUUAAUAUAGUCCGCAAAUCCAGUUAAAGCCGAGACAGUGCUUCGCCCCCUCCGAAAACCGUGUUGGCUAUCCGACAGUAUAUUAUGCCCUUCCAGGAAUUUACUGAUUUGACCAACUACUACUUUCUCGACAAUUUUAUCUAAGACUGACAAAAUCGCUAUAGGCCUAUAGUUUACAUAUUCCAGAUGGCUACCAGACUUGUAUAUAGGACGAAUGAUAGCAUAUUUUAGCUGGUCGGGAUAUGUACCACUACUCAAACACAUAUUUAUAAACGAAGCUAAAAUUGGACAUAAUUGUUUUUGUAAGUAUUUCACGUCACUUACCCUUAUUCCAUCUAAUCCUGGUGCCUUCUCGCUUGACAAAGUAUUAAUGACUUUUUUUAUAUCCAAAGAACUUACCUUGAUGUACCUGAAACUAGCCUCACUUGGCUUCACAUAUGUUUUUCUGUCAAGAAACUUUGUAUUACAUACAUGUUUAAUACCUUGAAUUUCUUGAGUAAAGGUUUGGGCAAAUUUGGUACAUAUUUCUUUUGUAUCACUAGUUUUACCUAAAUAUUUUAAAAUUACAGAGUCUAAAUUAUUUUUAGUGCAACCCAGCCAAGAGUUUAUGUUAGACCAUAUUUUUCUGAAAUCACCGUUACAUUUUUUUAUUUGUUCUUGUCUGUAUUUAUUUUUAGCUUCAUUUAUUAAUUUAUUGACUUUAUUUCUAAAGCGAGUAUAAUCUAAUCUCUUAUUCAUGUUUUUUGGUGCCGCUUUCCACAUUCGAAAUAAGUGGUCUCUUCGCAAUAACAUAGAAUACAAAUGACUAUCUAUCCAUGGUUGACUUGUUCUCUUAUUUUGUACCGUAAUCGUAAUUGUACUCUCUUUGUAAACACUAUCAAAAACUACACAAGGUUUGCUGCAACGUCAACGGGCAAGUUAUCGAAAGUACCUGCGACCAGUCAUAUUCAUCCAACCUCCGCUUUACUUGUUUAUCACAAAUAACCACUCGUUUGUUAUUACUGGUUUUCGAGCUUGCAUCGUUCCGUAUAUCCAAGUCUAGCGCUAUACCUAUAGCAUGAUGAUCGGACGUGUGUGUCUCAAGUACAUAACUUAACGCCGGGCGAUCAUUGCGUCUCGUUCGCACCCAUAUGUGAUCUAUACACGACGUCUGCGUCUGCCCGUCCACUAUCGCUUCUCGCGUUAUCUCUGACGUAGGUAUGACACUUUGCAGGCCGUAGCCACACAAGGUGUUUUUGUAUAUCUUCGUUGUGGGAUCCAAUUUAUCGUUCAAGACAUCCAGGUUUGUAUCUCCAAUUACAAUAACGUUAUCAUAGGUGGGUAUAGAUUUAAGGACAUUGUUCAACUGUUCUAUAAACAUUAAUCUGUUUCUUUCCGGUGGCCUGUAUACGGCGAUUAUAUGGCAGGUGCUCGUUCCUGUCUUGAGUUGGCCAUGGAGACACUCUGAGGCUUGGGUGGUACUGUUCUCAGCGUCGAAAUUAAGACUAUCCUUAGUGUAUAUUAGUAUACCUCCUCCUCUCCUAGUUUCUCUUGUGUAUAUAUGAGUUUCAUAUCCAGUAAUUUUAUAAAAAGGUAAUUCUUCUUUUCUAAUAUUUAUUUCGCUUAAUAUUAUUAUAUCUAUUUCAUAUUUAUUCUCCUCUAAUAAUACUUGUAAUUUAUUGUACUGUUUCCUUAGUGAUGCUAUAUUUAAAUAGAAGAUGUGUGUGCUAACAUUAUUCCUUAGUGCCAAAUCCGUGCUCAAUAUUUUCAUGUCGUAAUAUCUUUUAUAUUCAAAAUCUACAGGUAAAUCUGUUUGGUCGAAUGUUGAUACCAAAGAAUCGCGUAGUGUGUGCAGGGCGCGCUAGAUGCACGUGUUUAGUUACUAUUAUUUGUUGAUUCAUCGAACUUAUCCAAGUCCUUUUCCGAUUUAAUGUUGUAUAUCUUUUUUUCCUCACUAUUUUUCUUCACCAAUAUGUUGCCAUUUUGAGCCCAGAUGUAUUGGUAUCCCUUCGGUUUAAGCUUGUUUCUUAGGGCGCCUUCAAAUUUGCCGCAAGGUGCCGCGCGGAGGCAGCGCGUCUGCAGCGCUGCAGUCGCGCUGCCGUCGCUAUGUUUGAGAACGGUAGAGUUGUAUUUUAGUUUUACGAUGGACUCAGACGAAGAAACACUGCUCUUAGUGUUACUAUUGAUAAAAAAAAAAAGAAUUUUGAACAAAAAACAAAAAAAAAAGAAGCCUAACACAACGUUGCCAUUAUUUUGUAUAACCCAACAAACUGAAUUUUAUAAAGUGAAAAGUUACAGUGAUCAAAAAUUUCAGAAUUAUUUAAGACUGUCAAGAAAACAAUUCUACGAAUUACUUUCUCGUUUAGAACCUUAUAUUGGAAAACAAAAUACAACCUUCAAAAAUACUAUUUGUGCUGAAGAGAGACUAUUUAUAACACUCAGGUUCUUGGCAGAAGGUUGCAGUCUUACAAAUUUAUAUCAUACGUAUAAUCGUGGACUUUCUACGAUUUGUGCUAUUGUCAGAGAAGUUUGUCGAGCAAUAUACGAAAACCUCCAUACUAUUUAUAUACCUGAGCUUCAAGAAGAAGAUUGGUUAAUUAUUGCUAACGGAUAUUACACUAAGGCCAAUUUCCCUAAUUGCUUGGGUGCUAUUGAUGGAAAACAUAUAAGAGUAAUCAAACCAGAGCAUAGUGGUUCUCUAUAUUACAAUUAUAAAAAUUACUUUUCUAUUGUUCUUUUAGCGAUAUGUGACUCAAACUAUUGUUUUACGUACAUAGAUGUUGGGUCAUAUGGAAAAGCUUCUGAUUCGCAAAUUUUCAAAAAUAGUAACUUUUACAAAAGACUACAUGAACAGGACUUAAAUAUUCCCAAUCCGUUGCCAAUUACAAAUGAUGGACCACCAGUGCCUUUUAUUUUCAUUGGUGACGAAGCAUUCGGAAUUAGUAAUUUUAUACAACGACCUUACGCUGGCAAUCACCUAAAUGAGAAGAAACGUAUUUUCAACUAUCGUUUAUCGAGGGCAAGAAGAUACAUUGAGUGUUCGUUUGGCAUAAUGGCAAAUAAGUGGAGAAUUCUUCAUCGUCCGAUAAAUGUACAAAUACCCUUUGCUGAAGAUAUCGUUCGCGCGUGUUGUGUGUUACAUAAUUUACUUAGGAAGACGGAUUCAAAGCAAUCCAGCUCCAACCCAACAAUGCUGAGAUACGAUUUACAAAACAUACAACAAAAUCAAAAUAAUCACCCACAAAUAAGUGCUACGACUAUACGUGAUACACUAGCUGAUUAUUUUGUUAGUCCAGAAGGAGAAUUGUCAUGGCAAACGAUGAAAAUAUAAAGAAGUUGUGUUAAAAAUAUGUAGGUAUACUUACAUGCUUCAUUUUUUUCACUUGCGGUCUUGUUUGUAAAAUUUUCAAUAAAUUUAUUACAUAUUUCUU